GAUAUAACGUCAAAAUUACGUAACUACCCCUCUCUAUUCCGAUUUGUUCAAAAAACAACCUUUGUGUUUCACCCAACGUGGUUACGACAAAAAUCAUUGUAUAUCGUAUCGUAUCAUCACAAAUGUCGAUGUCAGUGGAACAUACUGAUCAAAGAGCUGAGGCAAUUCCCUGCUCCACAGCUACACCAAAUUGGACAGUUCAUGUUUCAGAUAUAAGAACGGUUAAGGUGAGUAACAUAUCACAGAUUACUUCAAAAAAGGACAUUGAAGAAUUCUUUUCAUUCUCAGGUGAUAUUCAAUAUAUUGAGAUGCAAAGGGAAUUUGAUCGCACUCAAGUCGCUUAUGUUACCUUUAAGGAUUCACAGGGAGCAGAGACAGCAGUUCUCUUGACAGGUUCUAAGAUAGCUGACCUAUAUGUCACCAUCUCACCUGUGGAGAAGUACCAGCUUCCUCCAGAAGCUAUUCCCUCAAGACCAACAAACCAAAGUGGUGCUGUUGUUCAGAAGGCUGAAGAUGUAAUAAGCACAAUGCUUGCCAAGGGUUUCAUUUUAGGAAAGGAUGCAAUCAACAAGACAAAAUCGUUUGACGAGCGUCUUCAAUUGAGCUCAAAUGCUUCUUCCACAGUUGCUUCUAUUGAUCAUAAAUUAGGUUUAAGCGAUAAACUUAGUAUUGGAUCGACCAUUGUCAAUGAAAAAGUGAAAGAGAUGGAUGAAAGGUAUCAGCUUUCUGGAAUGACAAAGUCUGCUAUUGCGGUUGCCGAGCAAAAGGCAAGUAGUGCUGGAUCUGCUAUCAUGAGCAAUUCUUACGUCUUAACCGGAGCUUCAUGGGUUUCGAGUGCGUUUAGCGCUAUUGCAAAGGCAGCCGGGGAUGUCAGCACGAUGACCAUGGAGAAGGUUGAACAAGCUGAGGUGGAAAAAAAGGAGAUCAUUUACAGUGAACGAAAAGGGACGGUCGAUGAAUAUGCUCAGAUACACUUCGAGGACUCUUUGAACGGCGGCCCGGCAGUAGUUCCUGUUAAUACAGACAAUGACAGUAAAGCUAGUAAUUUUCUAACAUGAACUGACUCACAAUCCCUAACAUCCUUAAAAGCACAGCUGGAUUGAUCUUGUUGGCAUAGUUGUUUUCAGUCUUCAGUUGCUGCAAAUUUGUUGUCCAUGAAAAGUUAUUUGGAUUGUUAUAGUGAUGUAAAGGUUUGUCUUACAGACAUGAUUCAUAAACAUGAUCAUCAUUCAUGUAUAAAUAUUCUUUAUUAUUUUCUAUCAACAUAUACUUUUUGAGUUUUAUGUUAACUUCU
Cicer arietinum (chickpea) is the source of this 1294-nucleotide messenger RNA. RefSeq names its product binding partner of ACD11 1-like. NCBI's taxonomy places the organism in Eukaryota, Viridiplantae, Streptophyta, Magnoliopsida, Fabales, Fabaceae. Gene Ontology annotation, molecular function: RNA binding. The record is from RefSeq and is a predicted model, not a curated record.